AUGGAAACUCACCAAAUCUCGAAGCUUCUCAUCCAGACACUCAGUCCUGACAGCUCAAUUCUCUCUUCCGCCACCGAUGCCCUCGAUCGCCUCUCACUCACAUUCUCUAAUUUUCCUUUCUCUCUUCUUUCCAUCAUCGCUUCCGGAGAUGACCAAGGAGUGAAACUUGCUGCAGCUACUUAUCUAAAGAACUUCACACGGCGAAAUACUGAUGCGAAUUGUACAAAUUCGUUGACAAGCAAGGAGUUUAGAGAUGAGUUAAUGCGUGCUUUGCUUCAAGUUGAACAUCCUGUUCUCAAAGUUUUAAUUGAAGCUCAAGCAUUAACUGUCCAAGAUAGAGUGGACGUGGAAACUGAGAAGAUCCUCCUCAUCAUAUGCAAGUGCAUAUAUUUUACAGAAGGUGAGGCUGCUCUUUCAACAGUGUCUCCAUCGUGUGUGGAUGAUUCAUCCACGUUGCUUGGGUUCAUAAUUCAAUAUAUUGCUGAUAGCAAUAUUGUUCUACAGCUAAAAAUCUCAGAGUUGCUAGUAGCUUGGUCUAAUCUAAUUGCUGAAUGGAAUGCCUGGGAAGAAAUGGAGGAUUUAUCAAUUUUUAAGUGCAUCAAGGAAGCUGUUAGUCUAAACAACAAAUUUGCUUUGAAGAAUUUCGUUGUGGGACAACUACCAUCUCCUCCGGCUCCUCCUGUGCCACAACGUUCAAUUAUUGAAGGAAUUGGUCUUUUUGUCACUGAGGCAUUUUCACAGUAUCCAUCUGCAGUCUGGAGGGCUUCAUCAUGUGUCCAUUUGUUAUUACAUGUCACAAGUUACUCAUUAGAACAAGAGGUUAAGAAGUCGCUGGCUUUAUCGUUUAGUGAGGCAGCAUUUUCUCGUUUCAGAGAAACUAAAAGCAAGCCUUGCCCAUUGUGGAAACCAUUGUUGCUAGGGAUAUCGUCAUGCUAUUUACACUUCCCUGACGGCGUUGAGAAGAUUUUGGAGACCCUUGAACAUGAAGGCUUCACCAUCUGGGUAUCUGCCUUGGCAUUUAUCUUGACUGACAAAUUUGGACACAAAAUGUCAACGAAGUCUGAGAUAAAGUUAACUGAGUGCAGGAGGAGGACAUCAUGGAAGACACCUUAUAUUAUGGGAUUGGCCAUCUCUGCUGGCAUUGGAGGCGUCCUCUCUGGCUAUGACACUGGUACCAAUAACUCGUUAUUUUGA
Molecule: messenger RNA, 1194 nt
Organism: Fraxinus pennsylvanica
Lineage: Eukaryota; Viridiplantae; Streptophyta; Magnoliopsida; Lamiales; Oleaceae
Source: the annotation of a GenBank genome assembly